UCAAAGAAUGGUGGUUUGCGGUCAUAUCGCAUAACCCGGUCGUCGACGCGCGGCUCCAUUACUGCCGACUCGGAGAACAGCAAUGAUAACAGUAAUACGGGUUCAGUCGUCGCAGUCUCGCAGCCAACGGCCCCCUCAGACACCACUCACGACCCGCAGGCGCAGACACCACAGCGCCGUACGCUCACUGCGUUGCCGCAGCUGCCGGUCCUUAAAGUGGAGUUACCGAAGAUCGGCAUAACCGCCGGCAAAGCGGGUGAUCAGCGCAAGAGAUCGGACGACAGCACCGGUACUACUGUGUCGGCCGACGACAACAAACACGCGGCCAAAGAUAGCGAUAAGAGCGAGACGACACCCGCGGCUACCGUUCCCCUUGAGGGCGAGGACUCACGGGCCAGUCCUGCGGUGCUGUUGGAUCCGGUGACGGGUCUGUUAGAGCCCGUGCCUCACAAGAAGGCCUUCGAGCACACGGCUGUCAUUCAGGCUAUUAAACCGCAACAACAUACCAGCGCUGCCACCAUUACAACCACCAGUCCAUUAAUAACAGGCACCACAGCUGGUGCUGUCUGUCAACCGUCUGUGAGCGCAGUGGCGACCAAUGCCACCACACAGCCCAUCGGCACAGGUGUCAUAACCACGCCCACAAUGGCGCCCAUACCCUCCGUCAUCACGAGCGCCUCCAUACAAGACAUACCGAACAUAUCGGAACGAAUACACGGGUCGACGACUGCUGUGAAACUCAAAACAGGAAAACCGUUUAAUUUGCCGGAAGUGAUCGACAAACAGCCGGUCAUUACCAGCGUUUCGACAGCGACUACCAGCCCAUCGGCCACUAUAGUGCCCAUUACGCCCACAACACCGGCCGCCAUAGUCACCACUCCUAAAGAUCACAUGACAUCGACUAUUACGUCGGCUCCCAUACCGCCGCACCCGCAGCCCAUCACUAUUACGCCGAAAUAUCCGCCGCCAGUGGGCCAGCCGUUGGCGCCCAUCGCCCAACCCAUGCCCAGUCAGUGGCCGCAGAACCUCGUGGCUCAGCAACAACAGCAACAGUCACGACAGUUCCCGGCGCCCACUCCUCACCCAUCGGUGUUGACUCAACACCAACACAGACCUCCCAUUCCAUCCAUAACCGGCUAUCACGAGUCCAAACAGCAGAAGCUGCCCAUCGAUAUAAUACCGGGACUACAGUCGACGCAAUCGGCUGUCCCUCAGCCACCGCCCGCCCACUCGAAGCUUACACUCGAGCCAAAGGCGGUGCCGUCGAUGCCUACGAGUGUAGUGACGAGUCAUUCGUCGGCCGACUCGCCGCUCAUAUCACCGCCCAUUCAGCACUCGAAACACGACUCCUCGUCCGCCCGGAGAGACUCACUGCCCGGUAAGCCUUCGGCCAAAUACGCAACGGCGCCGGGCAUACAGAUUGCCGGCUAUCCAACGCCAGCGCACGAGGCGAGCGCCGCUCACAUCCAGGCGUCCAGUAAUAGGGGUGUCAUUGAGGAGAUGCUCCAAAACAACGGACAUCUCCUGCAACAGCACCAGAAGGAACAGCUGUUGGCCUCCAUUCAUAGGGAACAACAGCGCGAACAGCACUCGAGGGAACGGUCGCUCACACCUGCCGGUCAUCACGAGUCGCAAGCGCUCAGGAGUGCCUCCCAGACGCCCACCUCAUCGGCCGAGGGCCUAAUACCGCCCCAUAUGGCGGGUCUACACCUGCGAGCGCCGCCGAGUCAGUCGCCGGCGCUCAUGGGUCUGAACGCCGCCCACUUAGGACUCAUGCCUAACGACUUACAGGCGCUGAUGAACGAACAGAUGCGUCAACAGAUGAACCAACAGAUGAGCCAACAGAUGAUGUUCAUGCAUAACAACCCCUACCAGGGCCUGCCCACCGACAUCCGGGCCCGACAGGAGGCUCAGGGCCUUGUGAGGGCGGCCAUGAAUAUGCCGCCUCGUUUCGUCUACCCGUCCACUAACUUCCAGAUGCCGUUGACGGGCGCCGACGCCAAAGAGCGCGAACGACAACAACAACAGGAAGAGAGGGAACGACAGACGAUGCGCGAGAAGGCUGUCGUUGUGUCGGCGCGAGACAAACAACAGAAGGACAGAGAGUCGGGUCGGGACUCCGUGUCCGCCCGUAUGUCCCAACAGGAAGAGGUGGACUUCAAGGCGUCCUAUCAAAGAGCGGCCGAAGCGGAGAUCAAACGUCAGGUCGAGAGCGCGCUGUCGGCGAUGCAACCGCCCCCUCCUCUCGCCCCACUUCGCAUACCUCCCGGCAUACCGUUCCCGCCGGGCAUUCGUCAGUUCGCGCCCCAUAUGCUGUCACCGCACGACCGCUACACCGACAGCCCGGCCAUCGUUCACGCCUACGCCCCGGGAAGGCCUCAAUCGUCCCAUCAGUUGCCGCCACAACUCAGGGCCGAAGAACUCAAACAACAGGAGGCGCUCAGGAGGUCGCCGGUAGUCAAGGGAAUGGACGACCGAAGCAAAUACCAGAGCCAACCCCCACCCGGAGUUGUGGCCGACUUCUCAGCCCUCCACCGCCAACAGCUGACCAGUCCAUCGCCGCACCAGUACUCCAUGCACUCGCCCGGAGGCGCCCUCUCCUACCGCAAGGAGACCACACGAUCACCAAUGCCUCCGCCGAGCGCCGACCCUAUGGACGCCCUCCGCAAACAAAUGAUGGCUCAAUACCAGUCCCAACAAAAUCAAGUCAAAGACAUGCAGCCAUCCCCCAGCGCUAUGGCACUCAAUAUCAGCCAACAGAUGGCCGCCGCCGGCGCUCACCUCCAACUCCCGCCCCAUAUGGCGGCUAACGAGGGUCUGAUGCGUCGGUCGGCCGUCGCCGGCAUGCAUCCCAUCCAGCAGUUGGGCUCUGAGCCGCCCAUUCACGGCCCACCCCCACCGGCGCACGCCAUCUCACAGCCUCCGCCCCAUCACCAGCAGUCGGGCCCACAGCACGCGACGGCCCCACAACACGGCGACUCAGCCCUACUGCAGAGGUAUCCGGUGAUGUGGCAGGGCUUGUUUGCCUUGAAAAACGACCAAGCUGCCGUACAAAUGCAUUACGUGUCGGGCAACUCGCGCAUAGCUCGCGACUCACUGCCCCCUCUCACCGAAGGAGGCGUCUCACCGCUCAAGAUCGCACAGAGAAUGCGUUUAGAGCCUCAACAGCUCGAGGGGUUGUCCCGUAAGAUACAGUCUCUCGAAGAGCAUUGUAUACUACUGGCCCUCCCGUGCGGUCGCGACCACAUGGAUGUCCUCCAGCAGUCCAAUAACCUGAAGACAGGGUUCAUAACAUACCUGCAGAGCAAACACGCGGCCGGUAUUGUCAACACCAACGCUCCGGGUUCUCAAGAGCCCGCGUAUGUCAUCCAUAUAUUCCCGACGUGUGAGUUCUCGCACGAGAACUUAGUGCGAAUAGCACCGGACCUAUUGCACAGUCUGCAGGAGAUCUCGCACCUACUGGUGGUGAUCGCCACUGUGUGAGAAACCACUUCCCACACCACCACCACAUUGACUAUUGACACACCGAUUGUGACAUUAAUUGUAAUAUAAAAACCAAUGAAAACCGACGACUCGACCACUCAAUUGACGACAUAUUAGCGAUUUAUGCGACACUGCCAUUUAAGGACAGGGAACUCAAUAUCACUUUAUGUAUAACCAUAACCGGGAAUUGCAUUCAUCAUCCAUACCUCAUCACCACAUAUACACAUUCAUAACCACAUUCAUAUCAUUGACCAUUGAUUACCAUUCAUUCAAAACUGAUCACUGCUUUCCUCAUUCUCAUUAUUCUUAUCAUUAAAUAUAUUAUAAGAUAUAAAUUGUUAUGAAAAUCUGUUUUAUUUGGGAACUCGUGUGUAGAAAGUGGUGUUCACUCCGCGAUUAACAUCAGCCGCACUGAACACUGGUAUCCAAAAUCAUACGGCGCUCGCGCGAGUGGUCACACACUCUAUACAUGUAUGAGUACAGAGAGGACUAAAUUAAUUGCUUAUAAGUAUAAAUAUAUUGUAAUCUUAUUUGUGAUUAAUAUUUAAAUUUAGAGGCGAUUAUGAUAUUAUAAAGACAUACAAAAAAGCGACAAAAAAUAAUUUUUUGAGACAAAUAUUAUAAUGUUAUGGAAAAAACUAAUUGAUUAUUAUUG
This is a messenger RNA of Oppiella nova, 4138 nucleotides long. NCBI's taxonomy places the organism in Eukaryota, Metazoa, Arthropoda, Arachnida, Sarcoptiformes, Oppiidae. The record is from the annotation of a GenBank genome assembly.